AUGGUAGAAAAUAUAGAUGAGUCGUACAGUGCCAAGUCCGUGUGGACCUUGUGGUAUUUAAAUUGUAUUCGUUUUGUUUCAGCUGUCUUGACACUGUACCUGACCACCAUUCUUUUGUACGAUGAUGACAUGGCCACCAUGAUUUAUCACGUUUUUUCUAUGGCUUGUUACUUCACUCCUGUUUUUGGUGCAAUGCUGGCAGAUUCACUGUUGGGAAAGUUCAAGACGAUUCUAUACAUCUCUAUAUUGUAUGCAUCGGGUAACAUUAUAUUAGCCCUGGCUUCCAUUCCCAACUUUCUGCCAAUGGCAGCUAUAUCCAUGAUAGGUCUCUUCACUGUAGCAGCAGGGACGGGAGGUAUCAAACCUUGUGUGUCAGCAUUCGGCGGAGACCAAUUUGGUCCUGGACAGGAACGUGACCUUCAACGCUUCUUCUCGCUUUUCUAUUUAUCCAUCAAUGCUGGAAGCUUACUGUCUACCUUUUUGACUCCAAUUCUGAGAGGCGACGUCAGGUGUUUUGGAGACAACACUUGCUAUCCUUUAGCUUUUGGUGUCCCAGCAGUUUUGAUGGUUAUAGCUUUAAUUCUCUUUAUCGUGGGACGUUCUAAGUAUAAGAUCAUUCCCCCGCAGGGGAACAUUGUUAUCAAGGUAGUGAAAUGUAUUGGUCAUGCACUGAGACGACGCAGCAAAGCUAUCAAAGAAGGAAUAAGAAAAGAUCAUUGGUUGAACUAUGCUGACGACAAGUAUGACACAAAACUGAUUGAAGAUGUGAAAGCUGUGUUAUACGUGUUACGUUUGUAUCUGCCAAUUCCAGUAUUUUGGGCACUUUUUGACCAACAGGGCUCAAGAUGGACAUUGCAAGCUACCCGAAUGAAUGGAGAAGUGGGAGGAUUCAUUGUGAAGCCAGAUCAGAUGCAGGUCAUCAAUCCAUUAAUGAUCAUCGCAUUCAUACCUCUUUUUGAAUACAUUAUUUACCCCCUUUUAGCCAAGUGUAACCUCCUAAUUAGACCUCUCCAGAGAAUUACAUUUGGAGGAUUUCUAACCGCAACAGCUUUCGUGAUUGCUGGGUUUCUACAGAUUAAGAUUGAAAACACGUUGCCUGCCCUUCCUUCGUCAGGACUCAGCCAGGUGGCGUUGAUCAACGCAGCUCCAUGUCCCUUGAACAUUAAAAGUGAUUUCCUGGAAACAAAAUUAGCAGUAAACCAGAUUUAUAUCAUAAAGGACUUAGAGUCAAAUGUAUCCCAUAACCUGACCUUCACCUCUACGCCAGGAGAAUGUGACAUUAAAUUCGAGCCCGUUAAUUACGUUCUUCAGACAUCAAGUAAAGACGUACAAGCCAUGAUGGUGACCUCUGACCUCUCAAAAUUAUUGAUACAUCAGGUAGCAGACACGUUAAAGAAGCCAGAUAAGGGAGAAGUGAACGUUCGAAUAUUUUACAAUUUUUUAACAAGCGUGGAAACCAACAGCACAUUCAAACUGAGUGGUCCAAAAGAUUACGAGAUACCAAUUCAGAAAGUCACUACUUUAGACAACACAUCUAUAACAGUCCUUGGAAGUACAGAAUAUACUAGGGUACUACCUGGGGUGUACUCACUAAGUCUGCUAAAUUCCAAUUCCUCAGGCUUUAGUGUAAAAUUGCCAGAUUUUCAGGUGAAGAUGGGAGGAGGUUACAUUUUUACGAUCGCACCUAACCACAAAUCCGAGCUGUCAACGAAGCUACACACAGUGGUAGAACCAAAUGAUGUCUCCAUGUUCCUUCAGUUUCCUCAGUACAUUAUUAUCACAGCAGGAGAAAUUAUGUUUUCCAUCACUGGCCUUGAGUUUUCUUAUUCUCAGGUAAGUUCCUCUGGACAUUAUCAUCACAGCUGGAGAAAUUGUUUUCAGUCACCAGUUUUGAUAUUUCAUAUUCUCAG
Molecule: messenger RNA, 1910 nt
Organism: Limulus polyphemus (Atlantic horseshoe crab)
Lineage: Eukaryota; Metazoa; Arthropoda; Merostomata; Xiphosura; Limulidae
Product: solute carrier family 15 member 1-like
Exons: 18
Biological process (GO): oligopeptide transport; transmembrane transport
Cellular component (GO): membrane
Molecular function (GO): dipeptide transmembrane transporter activity
Source: RefSeq, a predicted model, not a curated record